Molecule: messenger RNA, 4358 nt
Organism: Heterocephalus glaber (naked mole-rat)
Lineage: Eukaryota; Metazoa; Chordata; Mammalia; Rodentia; Bathyergidae
Source: RefSeq, a predicted model, not a curated record
UCAGUGUAUAAAAGAUCCAGAAAAAAUAAACUUGGGCUCUCAUCUCUCUGGGAGCCCUCCCGACUCUAUCUCUGUGUCUUUCAUUUUCUUCAUGCUCACUCCCCCAUUCAGGUGCUGUUCGACAAGUGACAGCGGGCUCCGUCACGGGUGGCGCCCGAACAGGGACCUGAAUACGGAGGACCAUAGUGAAGGACACCGUGGAUCGUGAGCUCAGAUAAGUAAUUCAAGGGCGGUGAGUACACUCGGGAGAGUAACAAGAUGGGUAAUGGUAACAGCCGAAUGCUUUUUGUACAUAUGCUUAAAAAUAUGCUUCACGCUCGUGGAGCAAAGGUAGGGCAUCAACAAUUAUGUAAUUUCCUGGAGUUUGUAGAGAAAGUUUGUCCUUGGUUUCCUGAAGAAGGCACAGUAGAUUUAGAAGUAUGGAACAAGGUGGGAAAGCGACUUCAGGACUAUUACGAUGGUCAUGGACCCACUAAAGUCCCUAUAGAUACUUUUAGUUUAUGGGCUUUAAUUAGAGAUAGUUUGGACCCUCGGCAUGAGAGAGAGAGGGUUAAAGGACCCUCCUCAAGUCCUUCCUUGGAGGAGUCUGACAAGGCUGAUGUUCCUGAGGUUUUCCCUCCGCCUCCUAUAGAAAGUGAAACUAAGCCAUCUGCUCCGCCAGUGUAUGCUGAUGCGGAGCCUGCACUAAGGAAGGGCCUUUUUCCAGAUAAGGGUCCCUUAGACCUGGGAGAUGCUGAUGAUUUGGAAGAAGAGGCUGCUAGGUAUAACAGUGAGGACUGGCCCCCCCCUCCCUGUCGUAGCCGUGGCCAGGAAAACUGAAAAAUUCAAGUGGUCAAUGAAUGAGGACGUGACCGAAAAGAUUGCUAGGUUGGAAAAGACAUUGGAGUCUCUUUGCCAGCAGUGGCAGACAGGCUUAAAGGUGGAAGAGGAAGACCAGAAGACUCAGGGAGAGGGAGGAAUGAUUCCUAGUAUAAUCGCUGGUCUUGAUCCCCUGCCAGUUGUAGGUCCAAAAUUAAAAAAAAAAAACUGACCCUCUUAUAGCCAUGAUCAAACAUCCCCCAGGACCCAGACCUUUGUCUGUCAACUCUCGGUCUCUGUCGCCAUUACAAGCUACCCUGCAACAUGCGGUUGACAGAGGAGAAGAUACCCAGGGCUUUCAUUUAGCUUGUCCAGUAUUUGAGGAAGCUGAUGCUCAAGGGAAUAUGGUCAGAACGCAUCGGCCGAUACCUUUUAAACAGCUCAAAGAGCUAAAAAUAGCAUGUGCACAAUAUGGCCCUACCGCACCUUUUACUCAGACCAUGUUAGAAUUGCUGAGUAUGGAUGCGCUGUCUCCAGGGGAUUGGAAACAGCUUGCUAAGGCAUGCUUGUCUGGGGGAGACUUUCUCCUUUGGAAAUCAGAAUUUUCCGAGCAGUGUCAGAGAACAGCUGAAUUAAAUCGAGCUAACAGAAAUGAUGUUGAUUAUGACAUGUUAGCAGGGGAGGGGCAAUAUGUGGACCUUGCCAAUCAAUUAUUGUUUCCUGCAGGAGUAUAUGCACAGGUCAAUACCGCUGCCAAGCGGGCCUGGCAUAAGCUGACUUCUACAGGUAGGCAGACAGAAGAUUUAUCUAAAAUUAAGCAGGGACCUGAUGAGACUUUUCAAGAUUUUGUAGCCAGGUUAAUGGAGACUGCCAGUAGAUUGCUGGGGGAUUCCGAUGCAGGGUUAUUGCUGGUCAAACAACUAGCUUAUGAAAAUGCCAAUACCACCUGUCAGGCAGCCCUAAGACCAUUUAGAAAAAAAGGCACCAUUUCAGACUAUAUUAGAAUGUGUGCUGACAUUGGGCCUGCUUAUACUCAGGGCCUUGCCAUGGCAGCGGCUUUGCAAGGAAAAACCGUUAAAGAAGUGUUGUUCCAACAACAAAAGAGGAAUCCCAAAGGCAGGGUUCCAGGUCCACCAGGGAGUUGUUUUGGAUGUGGUCAAAUAGGCCAUCAGGUGCGGCAAUGUCCCAAUAAGACUCCUCCAGUUAAUUCAAACAAUGCAGGAAAAGGAAAUGGGCCUAGAUUGUGUCCCAGAUACAAAAGAGGCAAUCAUUGGGCUAAUGAGUGUAAAUCCAAAAAGGAUACCAUGGGAAAUAUUCUCCUGCAGGAAAACGGGAGGAGGGGCUCACCCCAGGCCCCGUGACAAUGUUAUGGGGCACUUCAAACAUUCAUUCCCAGCAAGGAAAUCCAUUCAGAAUCUCUUCAGAGCAACCACAGGCAGUGCAGGACUGAACCUCAGUCCCUCUGCCUUCACAGUAUUAACCCCAGAAAUGGGGAUGCAGGCCCUACCUACCGGAGUUUAUGGACCCCUACCAUCAGGGAUGAUAGGGUUGCUUUUAGGUUGAAAUAGUGCUACUAUGAAUGGCAUUCUGGUUGCUCCUGGGGUCAGAGAUGGGGAUUUCAUUGGAGAAAUUAAAAUCAUGACUCACUCACCUACCGGGAUCUCUGUGAUACAAGUGGGACAAUGUAUAGCGCAGUUGGUGUUGCUCCCUCAAGUGCUAACAAAUAAUCCAACAAAAAGAGAAAAAAGAGGAGAUGCUGGAUUCGGCUCCUCAGAUGUUUAUUGGGUGCAGUCUAUAGGAGCCCAACGACCUGAGCUCACCUUGACCAUCGAUGGGAAAAAUUUUCAGGGUCUACUGGACACUGGGGCUGAUGUCUCAAUUCUGACUGCAGACCAAUGGCCUAUGGCAUGGCCUAGGCAACUGACAAUGACACAAUUACAAGGAAUAGGUCAAAGCCAAAGCACUGAACAGAGUAGUAAUGUGUUACUUUGGAAAGAUGCCGAGGGUCAUCAGGGUAGAUUUCCACCGUACAUCGUGCCGGGGCUGCCGGUUAAUCUGUGGGGCCGAGAUGUUAUGAAAGAAAUGGGGGUGUAUUUGUAUAGUCCUAGUGAACAGGUCACCCACCGAAUGUUUGAUCAAGGGCUUUUACCUAAUCAGGGCUUGGGAACUAAAGGUCAGGGGAUACAGGAACUUUUAAUGCCGAUCCAACGACCUUCAAGAACAGGCUUAGGGUGUUUUUGAAGGAGGCCACUGGUCAGCCUGUACUCCACACAGAUCCUAUUACUUGGAAAAGUGAAGAACCCGUGUGGGUGGAUCAGUGGCCUCUCACUGAGGAAAAAAUUACAGCUGCUGAGCAGUUAGUACAGGAACAGCUCGAUAGCAGACAUAUAGCUCCUUCUAAUUCUCCUUGGAACUCUCCUAUCUUUGUAAUUAAGAAAAACUCAGGGAAAUGGAGAUUAUUACAAGAUCUUAGAAAAGUCAAUCAGACUAUGGAAGUAAUGGGAGCCUUGCAACCAGGGUUGCCUAUGCCAUCAGCUUUACCUAGAAAUACUUAUAAGAUCAUUGUAGAUUUAAAGGAUUGUUUUUAUACUAUUCCACUUGCUCCUGAAGAUUGUAAACGAUUUGCUUUUAGCAUACCCUCGACAAAUUUUAAGGAGCCUAUGAAGUGAUAUCAUUGGAAAGUAUUGCCUCAGGGUAUGGCUAAUAGUCCUACUUUAUGUCAGAAAUUUGUAACUCAAGCAGUAAAUGUAGUUAGACAAACAUAUCCCCAAAUCUAUAUUGUUCAUUAUAUGGAUGAUAUACUUUUAGCUCAUAGACAAGAAGCCUUCUUAUUAAUAGCCUAUGUUCAUUUACAACAAGCUUUGAAGGAUCACAGAUUGAUAAUUGCACUGGAAAAGGUUCAGACUGAGCCACCAUAUUCCUAUUUAGGACAUAAGUUAUAUCCCAAAUCUAUAUUACCUCAGAAGGCUCAAAUUAGGAAAGACAAUUUACACACUUUGAAUGAUUUUCAGAAAUUGUUAGGAGAUAUUAAUUGGCUUAGACCAUAUUUACAAAUCUCCAUCGGAGAAUUGAAACCUUUAUUCGAUAUCCUCCGGGGAGAUUCUGAUCCUACAUCUGUUAGAAAAUUAACUGAAGAAGGUCAGAUGGCCUUGUGUGAGAUAGAACAAGCUAUAGAACAAGCAAGUUCAAUAUAUAGAUUAUGCUCCAGGAUGGGCUGCCUAUAUUCUGGUGACAGCACAUACUCCCACUGCCAUUUUAUGGCAGGAUGGUCCCUUGCUUUGGUUGCAUUUGCCUGUUUCUCCAGCCAGAGUGUUAACUCCCUAUUAUGAAUCUGUGGUGUGCCUGGCUCAUAUGGCGCGGGAGGAAUCUCGAAAAUAUUUUGGAGCAGAGCCUUCCUUAAUUGGAGUCCCGUUUACCAAACAACAGCUAGAUUGGCUAUUCCAAAAUGUGGACAUGUGGGCCAUUGCUUUUGCACAUUACCCUGGAUGUAUAGAUAACCAUAUCCCCAAGGAUAAAUUAUUGCAAUUUGUUAAUAUUCAUGCUUUGGUGUUUCCCAAGAU